UUUUUGUUUGGCAAUUAAUCAUUCUUCUCAUGCUUUCUAAAAAUGAAUAAAAACAGAAACCAAACCCAUAUGUUCACCCUAACACAAACAACAACAUAGUGUAGUGACAUACGGGUAAACAUAGUGUAGUGACAUACGGGUAAUAUAGGAUUUGAAAGUCUCAGUUUUGUAAUGUAUUACUGUUUCAAGGUAUAUAAAGCUAGCUAUGUGCAUAUAUUUCCCGCUAUCUCUCUAGCUUCUUGUGCUUACAUUUGGAUCUUGUAUCUCUUGUGAUGAAGAUGAGAAAACCCUAGGGAGCUCAUCACCCACAACCUAAAUUGGGCAAAGACAACCUCAUCAACAAGUAAGCAUCACAAGGGGCGCAGUUAUGUAUCGUAUUCGUUGGAUUUUUGAGCUAGAGAGAUCGUGAUUAAAUAAUUAAAGAUCGACGGAGAUUGAGAGGAUGGAAGGAGCUGAUGAGUACAUAGCAGAGAUGGAUUCUGGAAACAGUGGGAGUUUACAGUCGUCGGGCGAUGAUGAGCAAAACAUUCAUCUCACAGCCACUCCAGACCCCCGGCGUGUUGCCGUCCAGCUGCUAUUUGGAUCCCUUCGCCGCCCUGUCCAGCAGCCGCCGCGUCAUGCGGAAGAAACGCUCCCGGAGAGCACCCACCACCGUCUUAACCACGGACACCUCCAAUUUCCGAGCCAUGGUUCAGCAGUUUUAUAUGUAUAUUUUGACGCCUUCCCGAUCAAAUUUUGAGCUGAAAUUUGGUAUGGACAAAGUAGACUUGAUGAGGAACAUACCCAAAAAAUUUCAUCAAAAUAUUCCACCUGGAACACACGCACGCACACGCACACGCACACGCACACGCACACGCGCACACACACACACACACAAAAUUCCGGUCAGGAAUUUCUUGACCGGA
Molecule: messenger RNA, 905 nt
Organism: Cuscuta epithymum
Lineage: Eukaryota; Viridiplantae; Streptophyta; Magnoliopsida; Solanales; Convolvulaceae
Source: the annotation of a GenBank genome assembly